This is a messenger RNA of Styela clava, 1694 nucleotides long. RefSeq lists its product as uncharacterized. Lineage: Eukaryota; Metazoa; Chordata; Ascidiacea; Stolidobranchia; Styelidae. The record is from RefSeq and is a predicted model, not a curated record.
UGCUUAAUUAACUCGUAAACCUUACAACGAAGAAUGUGUGAAAAAAGUUCAUCCUCAUACAACGUAUCAAAAUUGUCGAAUGAGCUUCAGAAAAUAUUAGGCAGUAACUACUCACCUGAGUCAAUGACAAACAUGUUAAAUAAAUGUCACGAACUUGGAGUAUAUGAAGUCAGAGAUCUUUUACGGCUAGAGGACGACGAUGUUUCCGAUGCCAUGACAAAAAUUGACAUCAUGAAAUUCAACGAAUACAAAGAAGUUCAGUUGUCUGCUAAACCGUACAUGGGAGAAAAUUCGGAUUUAACUAACGAAUUUUUGGAAAUAUUUGGGAAGAGUUUUCCCGAAGAUUCCAUGAAAAAGUUGCUGGAAAGAUGCAAAAACAUUGGUGUAUACGCAAUUGAAGACAUUCGACUUAUGGACAAAAGUGACGUUUCCGACAUUCUUAAGAAAUUAGAUGUUAAAAAAUUUAACGAAUAUAAAAAGACAAAGCAAUCCUCCACUCCAACAAGUGGCCUGAGGGAUUCGCCAAAAUCAAGAAUCAAAAAAGAGUUUUUAACUAUUUUCGGAAGUCACUACCCCGAGGAAUCACUCCAGAAAUUAAUGGCGGUGUGUGAAAAUAUCGGAGUACAUGAUGUGGAGGACAUACAAAUUAUCGAAGAAGAUGACCUCACUGAUAUUCUUAAAAAAUUGGACAUUGAAAAAUUUAGGGAAUACAAAGUGAAGAAAGGAGUUCAAAUUCAUGCUGUCCAAGCUAACUUUCUGGUAGCCAACGCUGGAAAUAUACAGAGUCUGAACUUUAGCAACAACAGAGUCACCAUAGGAGGGCAUCACAUUCAUUGAAUAAGAAGAAAAGCAUUAAGUGAAAAUUACUAUAUCCAAAAAGUUCAACUCAACAAAUUUGCCUAUUUCCCUUUAUCCAACAAAAUUAGCUGAUAGUGAAAUAUACUGAACAUCGUAGGAUUUUGGUGAUAACUCAAUCCAAAUUUCUGCUCAUUCAAACUAAUGAUUGUUCACAGUUCAAGAAUCUAAAGAAGCGUAGGCAACCAAAUAAGUUCAAACCAAUGAAAAAAGUAUGAAACAUCUUUGCGUUACCUGGCCGCAUAAAUUUGCAUUCAACGGUGUUGUAUUUUUGCUUUUUUACUCAGAGCUGUGAAGUCAUAGUUUAUCUUGUUUCCAUAAAAGUUAGAGCCGGAGUCGGAUUUUUAAACUGUCACACGUUUCUGAUAGAUCCGGGAGUGGGAGUCCACUGUAACUUUUCUCCGUCUCCAUGAUCCUGAUUUUUACAAAGUAUACUGUGUUAUCGUGUAUUACAGAUUUUUUUUUAUGAAAGCAGUGUUUUUCAAUAAUAUGCGAAAAAAAUAUAAGUCGAGUAUACAACCAUAAUGCGACAACUUUCUGAUUGGGUUUAUUGUGCUAAAUAUUUUUUGUACAUAUUUCUUUUAAUUAAAAUUAAAUUGAAUCAGAUGUGGGACACCUCUCAACAUGAUGAUUUUUUUCUAGUUUUUAGGAUUUUGUUUCAUUUACAUAUGUAUAUUAUCAUAUAAUUACUCUGUGUGUUCUAAAUUCUAUCAAAUUUAAUUCUAUUGAAUUUGUUUGUCAAUGAUCCUUCUAUGUUCAUAAAUAUUAUAUAUCAUUUUUGAGAUAUAACAGUAAAUUUAUCAAGUGAGUUUUCUAUAUUUUGUGGUCAUGGAUAUGUU